AUGACUGAAUCAUCACCAGUGACUGCAUCCUUGCUCCGGUUGAAACUUUUGGAUGCCUUGAGAAGUGGUGACACUUCCAAGAUUGAUACUAUCAUUGGAGAAAUCAAGUCUUCUAAAACAACAAUCCAAAACCAGGAAUUGAGUAGAUUAAAACAGACUAUCUUGCACUAUGCUGUACAAGUUGCUACGUUGCAAACAAUACAAUACUUGGUGGACCAUGCUGAGAAGUAUGGCUUGGACAUUAAUUCACAAGAUCCUCAGGGAAACACACCAUUACAUUUGGCUGCCAUUGCCUCGAGACAAGAUGUUGUCAAGUAUCUUUUAUCCUUGCCCGACAUCAAUGACACAAUUGUCAAUUUGGACAAGAAACAACCUGUUGAACUAUGCAAGAAUUUGAAUUUGGCACAAUUGAUGCAGUUUGAGCGUGCAAAAUUUGUGGAAAGGUCAGCCACUCAAUUGAGACAGUUUUUCAGUAAUCGAGAUUUUGAUAAUUUGGAAAGGUUGUUGGUUUUGAAUCCAAGAGCUUCGGAGUUGUUGGAUAUUAAUGGUGCCGACCCUGAAUCAGGCAACACUGUCUUGCACGAAUUUAUCAAGAAGGAUGACUUGCAAAUGUGUGAUUGGAUUUUGAAACAUGGCGGUGACCCAUUCAAGAGAGAUAGACAUGGAAAAUUACCAAUCGAUUUGGUCAACCCCAAAGAUGAACCGUUGAAAAAAUUGAUUAAAGCUGCCACUCACGAUCAAACCAUUAUGGAUCCAGUUGCUAGUACCACCUCGGCUAUCAAGACUGGUAAUGCCCCUGUUUACAAGGGUUAUUUACGUAAAUGGACCAACUUUGCAGGUGGCUACAAGUUGAGAUAUUUUGUCUUGGAUGAGAAUGGAAUUUUGUCGUACUACACGAACCAGGACGACACAAUCAACUCCUGUCGUGGCUCACUCAAUUUAGGAUAUGCCACGUUACAUCUCGAUUCUUCAGAGAAGAUGAAGUUUGAAAUUUAUGGAAAGAAUGGGUUGAGAUGGCACUUGAAAGCUAACCAUCCAAUCGAAACCAAUAGAUGGGUAUGGACUUUACAAAAUGCCAUUACUAUAGCCAAGGAUAACAUCAAGAAGAAACGUCCCUCCAGAGCAAAUACUACGGCCAGUGAAGGUGUUUCGGCCGAAGAGUUUGAUGAUUCUUCAAUUGCUGAUGAACCUGAAUACCUGGAAAAAAAGAAACAUAGACUUAGAAUUCCAGGAAGAAAUAAACACAAGCGCGAUACUAGUCAAGCAUCGAAGGAAUCAGUUGGUGAUGCCGCUUUUGACAAGUCAGGUGCAGGUUUUAGCAACUCUCGUGCCAGUACCGACUCAGCAUUGGGGUCUCCUAGUGGAAGCACUCGCAAUCCGGCUUCUAGAGCAAGCAUCGAUGAUCAAUACAGUGCUAUCGGGGGUGAUCAAGAAGACUUUGAUUACGAUGCCGACGGAACCGAGCCAGAUGAUGAAGAAAGUGACGUUGAAAAUGAGCAUGAAGUUGACCACUUAAACGACGAAAUUGCUGCCUCGAGAAGAGCUUUGCAAGUUGAGUUGUCUUCCUUGUUGGAAUUGUUUGGUCAGGUUAUGAAUAGCGAUACUUUCCAGCCAAACUCGAAGCAGGCUGAGGUUUGUAUUGUGGGAAACAAUACCAUCCAUGCAAUUAAUGAAUUACUUGGCAAAUACAAUUACAACAUUGAAGCUAGAGAUACGAGAUUAAGAAGGAACUUGGACAGACAAUUGGAGGUUAAUCUGUUGUGGGAAAAAUCUAUUAGGCAAUUGGAACUGGAAAUUCAAGCUAGGGAAGAGAAGCUAGCUGUGUUCCAAGGACAAAGAAAACAAUUGAGAAAAUACUUGUCUGGUAGAGCAACUACUGGUGGAGACACUGCAGGUACUUUGUCACCGGUUGCAACAAAUAACGCCAAUGAUGGAAAUGCCAUUGGUGUUGCCAGUGGUGAAAUCUUGAGCAAGAACCCGGACGAAGCCCAAGUCGACCAAAUUGACUCCAAAUUGGGUGAAGUACAACGUAAUCCCCAAGCUCAAAUUGAUGCUACGAAUCAUCCACCACAUGACUUGGACAAUGGUGUGAUUGAUGAAUUGUUGGGUGAUGAUUCUGACGACGAAUUCUUUGAUGCGGACGAAUUUGAAGAGGAGGAACUGCAAUUGGGAGGUGAAGAUGCAAGAGAAAUUGCUCAAAGUGAUGAAAGGUUGCACGCUGAGGAUUUGGAACACCCAGGCACCUCUAAGCAAGCUGCACCCCCAGCAGAACAACAUGCCCAACAACCAUUGGAGGGACAAGCACCACAGCAACGCGAGCACGUGCCAGAGCAGUCUAUAACUGCUGAAAGGCAAGAACCACAUCAUCCCUCUGAAGCUGCCGUUGGGGCUGGAGCAGGAGCCGCUGCUGUAGGAGCCGCUGGCGCCGAUCAUCACCACCCUCCGCCACCACUGGAGCAAGAAGUUGGCCCUAACGAAGUACCAGAGGGCUCCGAGCUGAUUGCACCAACAGAGGAAACCAAGGUUGACGAACCUCCUCAGGGAACACCAAAAUCGACUGGACAAGCUGUGCCUGGUGAUGAGGAGCUCAAUGAAAGUCAAAGAGCCAUCAAUCGUGAACUUCAAGAGGAAGGUUCGUUUUUGGGCUAUGAAAACCCACCAAGAAAGAAGUUGGCGUUGGAUGAGGAUAACAGACCUAAAGUUGGAUUAUGGGGAAUUCUCAAGUCAAUGAUUGGUAAGGAUAUGACAAAAAUGACGUUGCCCGUUUCCUUUAAUGAACCCACAUCUUUACUUCAAAGAUUAGCCGAGGACAUUGAAUACAAUGAUCUUUUGAACACUGCUGCGGGGUAUGAUGACUCUACCUUGAGGUUAAUUUACGUUGCUACUUUUGCCGCAACAGAAUAUUCAUCAACAAUUGACAGAAUUGCCAAACCAUUCAACCCACUUUUGGGAGAAACGUUUGAGUACUCUAGACCCGACCAAAAUUACAGGUUGGUUGUUGAGCAAGUUAGCCAUCAUCCUCCUAUCAGUGCAUGUCAUGCUACUUCACCCAAAUGGGAAUACUAUGGAGAAAAUGCUGUUGACUCCAAAUUUUAUGGACGUUCGUUUGAUUUCAAGCAUUUGGGAAAAAUGUUUUGCGUGGUGAGGCCUAAUAAUGGAGUCAAGGAUAAGAAUGGUAACAUCGUUGCUGAAGAGUUGUACAGUUGGAAGAAAGUCAAUACUUCUGUUGUUGGUAUCAUGGUUGGUAAUCCAACAGUUGACAACUAUGGUAAAAUGAUUGUUGAAAAUCACACCACUGGUGAUAAGAUAGUCGUGGACAUGAAGCAGCGUGGUUGGAGAGCCUCAUCUGCUUAUCAGUUAUCUGGACAGGCGUUGGAUAGAAAUGGAACACCACAAUGGGCGUUGGGAGGACACUGGAAUUCCAAGAUUUUUGCCAAAAAGAUCAAUCAAGAUCAAUUGGACUCACUGGGGAACACAAGAAAAAUGUCCAUUAUGGAAGACCCAAGCAAAGCAGGAUCCGGCAUUACAUCCACUGACCCUUACUCUGGAUCCAAAUUCUUGGUUUGGCAAGUUGCACCAAGACCAAAAGUGCCAUUCAACUUGACACAAUUUGCCUUAACUUUGAAUGGUAUUGACGAUAAAUUGAAACCAUGGUUGGCUCCAACCGAUACCAGAUUACGUCCUGAUCAAAGAGAUAUGGAGAAUGGAUUAUACGAUCGUGCCGCUGAUGAAAAACAUCGGGUUGAGGUGAAGCAGCGACAAGCUAGAAAGUAUCGUGAAGAGAAUAAGAUUACGUAUGUGCCCAACUGGUUCAUUAAGAAGAAGCACCCUGUCACCGGUGAGCUGUAUUGGGAGUAUAAUGGGAAGUAUUGGCCUGCUCGUAAAGAGCACAAGUUGGGAGAUACGGGUGACAUUUUUUAG
This is a messenger RNA of Lodderomyces theae, 3921 nucleotides long. Its product is annotated as oxysterol-binding protein related protein. Lineage: Eukaryota; Fungi; Ascomycota; Pichiomycetes; Serinales; Debaryomycetaceae. Gene Ontology annotation, cellular component: membrane; nuclear envelope; cytosol. Gene Ontology annotation, molecular function: protein binding; sterol binding. Bases 1 to 3921 code for a protein of 1306 amino acids. The record is from RefSeq and is a predicted model, not a curated record. The transcript has a single exon. Gene Ontology annotation, biological process: exocytosis; endocytosis; maintenance of cell polarity.